This is a messenger RNA of Echinococcus granulosus, 1347 nucleotides long. RefSeq names its product E3 ubiquitin-protein ligase 5-Mar. The record is from RefSeq and is a predicted model, not a curated record. The transcript is spliced from 8 exons. Lineage: Eukaryota; Metazoa; Platyhelminthes; Cestoda; Cyclophyllidea; Taeniidae. The coding region runs from base 1 to 1347 and encodes 448 amino acids. Gene Ontology annotation, molecular function: zinc ion binding.
AUGGUUCAUGUGUCCCGUGCAAUGGGAGAUAAUAAAGAUUAUGCUAAGAUGCAACUUAAGGGUUGGAAGCAGAAGGAAGCCGGCAGGAUAUGGCAGGCGAUGAAACAUGCCCUAAGGGAGGAACCAAGAAGGCAGCCGUAUGAAAAGGAUAACGUCCUCAUUUUAAAACCCAAAAUUAACUUACUUAAGCUGCAAAAAUCCGUCACCAACUCGGGUGGAAAUUGCUCAAUCCGGUCCGGUAGAGGUAGCGAGAAUGAGCGAAUGUGUUGGAUCUGCUACGGCUUGGAACGCGAAGAUGAGUCCUCUCAAUGCUGGAUUCAUCCUUGUCGAUGCUGCGGUUCAAGCAAGUGGGUUCAUCAGUCCUGCCUUCAGCGGUGGUUGGACGAAAGGCAACGCCUUGAUCCUCUCUCGCCUUUGAGUUGCCGAAUGUGCGGCUACAAUUAUGUUGUCGAAUACCCUCCAGCAGAUCCCCUCCUAACCAUUCUGACUGUGGUGGAUCAGGCUGUCGACGUGUCGUCGACGUAUGUCUUCACCGGCGCAGUUAUGGGUUGUUUGUACUGGUCCGCGGUAACUUAUGGUGCACUGACUGUGAUGCAGGUAUGUGGACACGAGGCGGGGCUGACGGCGAUGGAGAAGAUGGAUCCGGUUGUACUGCUGUUGGGCUUACCGGCUAUUCCGACCUGUUUGGUUGCCAUCCACAUGGUGGAUUGGCAGAGUUGGCUAUUAAGGCUUUGGCGCAGUCAUGCCUAUAAGCUGGCGAUGAUUCAGUACCUACUUCCAAAGGACAUCUGCCGUUCGCGAUUGGAGGAGGCACGUGAUUCUGAAAGCGGCUCCACAAUUCCACGCAUUCUCUGUACUUCCCUUGCACUCCCCAGUUUUGCCGUCUUCUUUGGACGUAUCCUCUUUGGCCGUUUUCAGUCGCGACUUGGCCAGGCUAUUGCAGGCGGAUUGUUCUACUUGGGGUUCACAGGUCUUCUACACAUCUAUCAACGCGAGAUGACAUUCCUGCGCAACUGUCGACGACACAUUGUUGAGUAUGACGGAGAGUGUUUUGCCGGUGUUUGUGUUGUCUCUGCUAGUGUCGGUCUUGUCGUUUCUCGUAGGCGGAGGUCGAUGGGUGUUUGGUGUUGUGAAUCUAGUCGUCAAUGCCCUCAAGGCCUUUCCAUGUGGGGCAGCUGGGACAUGGUGCGGUGUGUGAUUCAAAGCAGCGUCUCGCUCAAGUCCCAGAAGGACCUGUCACAAAUGGAGGUGUCAUUGAAGGGUGUCUUUUUGACCACAAUCGAUGUUACAAACAAUGCUUGGUGCCCCGACAUCUCAUUUGUGCCUGGAGUUCCCCAGCCUGCUUGA